UCUAUAAUUCCCACACGGGAGAAUGAGCGGGGCUCUUGUACACACCAGCAGCAGCCUCCAUUCACCUAGUGCAGGGUAACCCACCGCCAGCUCAGGGCCACAUAUAUAUACACAGGGACUACUGUACACUUUACACCGUGUAUAUGUAGGGACUGCUGCCCCCCUGCCCUGAGUUACCUGCAGCUGGAGGAGGAGGGGGACAGCCGGGACCUUGUCACCUACACUCUUCCCAUGCAGCUGCCGCCUCCAUCCCACCCUCAGCACCAGCCGCCCCGGGUACAGGAGCACUAGGCUGCCCCGCGCCCGGCUCCAUUCUCCCCGGGGCUCUCCUCCCUUCCGCUCAGCGUUGGCUCCAUCCCCAGCAGCCGCCUUGGAUCCGUCGGCGUACUGCGAGACUCCGGUGUACAAUCCGGAUCUCUGCCCCAACAUGAUCGCGGCCCAGGCCAAGCUGGUGUACCACCUGAACAAGUACUACAACGAGAAGUGCCAGGCCAGGAAGGCGGCCAUCGCCAAGACCAUCCGGGAGGUGUGCAAGGUGGUGUCCGACGUGCUGAAGGAGGUGGAGGUGCAGGAGCCGCGCUUCAUCAGCUCGCUCAACGAGAUGGACAACCGCUACGAGGGCCUGGAGGUCAUCUCGCCCACCGAGUUCGAGGUGGUGCUCUACCUCAACCAGAUGGGGGUCUUCAACUUCGUGGACGACGGCUCGCUGCCCGGCUGCGCGGUGCUGAAGCUGAGCGACGGCCGCAAGCGGAGCAUGUCCCUCUGGGUGGAGUUCAUCACCGCCUCAGGUUACCUGUCCGCACGCAAGAUCCGCUCCCGCUUCCAGACGCUGGUGGCCCAGGCCGUGGACAAGUGCAGCUACCGGGACGUGGUGAAGAUGGUGGCGGACAGCAGCGAGGUGAAGCUGCGGAUCCGGGACCGCUAUGUGGUGCAGAUCACCCCGGCCUUCAAGUGCACCGGCAUCUGGCCCCGCAGCGCUGCCCACUGGCCCCUGCCCCACAUCCCCUGGCCCGGACCCAACCGGGUGGCCGAGGUGAAGGCGGAGGGCUUCAACCUGCUCUCCAAGGAGUGCCAUACCCUGGCCGGCAAGCAGAGCUCGGCCGAGAGCGACGCCUGGGUGCUGCAGUUCGCCGAGGCCGAGAACCGGCUGCAGCUGGGCGGCUGCAGGAAGAAGUGCCUGUCCGUGCUGAAGACGUUGCGGGACCGGCACCUGGAGCUCCCGGGGCAGCCGCUCAACAACUACCACAUGAAGACUCUGGUCUCGUACGAGUGCGAGAAGCACCCCCGGGAGUCGGACUGGGACGAGGCCUGCCUGGGGGACCGGCUGAACGGCAUCCUGCUGCAGCUCAUCUCCUGCCUGCAGUGCCGCCGGUGCCCGCACUACUUCCUACCCACCCUGGACCUCUUCCAGGGCAAGCCCCACUCCGCCCUGGAGAACGCCGCCAAGCAGACCUGGAGGCUGGCCCGGGAGAUCCUCACCAACCCUAAGAGCCUGGAGAAGCUCUGAGCCCCCCACCGUGGUCACUGGACAGUACCAGCUCAGCCACCCCCAGACUCUCCUGGUGCCACCAUGCCAGGGCGCUGUCACCACAGCCCAGGGGCACAACCUGGAAUACUCACCUGGGGAGAGACCCUUCCGCUGCCAACAUGCACUACUAGUACUGGGUGGUAUAGUCCCCGGGCAGGGAAAGGGUUACUUACCCAUGCCACCAUGCCAUGCUAUACAUCCUAUGUGACUCCAACCUGUAAUAUACAGUGGUCUGCGAUCGACUUCACACGGAUACAAUAUUUAUAUUCCACCGAUUUCAUUUUUCUACCACCAGUAUAAUAAAUGAAGGUGACGAUCAGCAUUUGCUGAGCAAUUUACUACGAAAACAUUUUCGAUCCGAGCUAUUUCACGGAGAUUAUUUGAAUACACAUCAACGGUUGGAAACUCCUAAUAUUUCAGUGACAUUAAAAAUAAUAGAAACGUUUUCAUUUUUAUUUUAUUUUUUAAAAUCGACGGCUUAAACAACGUUGUUUAAUGUUGGAUUAUAAUGUCAGUAUUCUGGUUAAAACCUUUGGAUUUGCCACAUGAACAAACUAACUGUAAAUGUACUUUUUUUUAUUUUAUAUAUACAUAUAUCAGCAUAUUGUGACUGGCAGUGUCUAUAAAUUGUGGAUGUUCUUGUUUUGUGAUCUGGUGAAGUCUGAUUUCCGUUUUGGAUACGACAGGACAUAUACCUGCUACGGAGAUACCGUAUAAGAAAGGUCGCAUUUCUCACGGUACUUUUUUUAUUUUUGUUUUGUUUUUGUUUUUUAUUUGAAAGUUUCAGAACUUUGAAGUUUACAUUUUUUUUGUUUCAUAAAUGCUUGUUCUAUUCCUAACAUUCCAUAAAUAUACUUGAAAUGUUAUUUAAAUAUAUUCAAAUGAAAUUUGAAUUUUGCUUAUUAAGAUGGCGCUUGGAUAUUCGAAUGAUAUAUAAAUAUAUAUAUUUGAAAAUGCACUUGAAAUACACUGGAUAAUUACAUCUGUGAUUUUAGAUUUUAAACUGUUGCGGAUUCUAA
Messenger RNA from Pseudophryne corroboree (corroboree frog), 2547 nucleotides. RefSeq names its product mab-21 like 1 (gene MAB21L1). Bases 428 to 1507 code for a protein of 359 amino acids. NCBI's taxonomy places the organism in Eukaryota, Metazoa, Chordata, Amphibia, Anura, Myobatrachidae. The transcript has a single exon. The record is from RefSeq and is a predicted model, not a curated record.